UUUCUCUUGGUUGUCACUUCAAAACAUUUGAACGACGCCGUUUGAAUUUCAAACGUAUCUAGCACAACAAAAACAAAGAAAACAAAGCGAGGGAACGAGAGAAAAGUUAUUGAUUUGAAUAAUAAAUUUAAUAAAUUUGUAUGCCAUCAGAUAAAAAUUCAAAAUGUCAACGGAACAAAAAAAUAUUAAAGUUGUGGUGCGUGUUAGGCCCUAUAACCGAAGGGAAAUGGAACAAAAUCAACGAAGUAUUAUAAAAGUGCUUGAUCGUGAAACGUUGCUGUUUGAUCCUGACGAAGAGGACGACGAAUUUUUCUUCCAAGGAACCAAAGUUAAUCAUCGCGACAUAACUAAACGUGUUAACAAAAAAUUAUCAAUGGAGUAUGACCGCGUCUACGAUACGGACACCACAAACGUACAGAUAUUUCAAGAAUGUACAGCUCCGUUGGUUGACUCAGUAUUGAAUGGGUAUAAUUGUUCUGUUUUUGUGUAUGGUGCAACUGGAGCUGGUAAAACGUUUACAAUGUUGGGAAGUACCUCAAGUCCUGGAUUGACAUUUCUUACAAUGCGCGAUCUCUUUGAAAAGAUUGAAGCACAGAGCGAUGUCAGGAAGUUUGACGUGGGCGUCAGUUAUUUGGAGGUGUACAAUGAACAAGUAAUGAAUUUACUGACAAAAACGGGACCGCUGAAAUUGAGAGAAGAUUCAAAUGGUGUUGUGGUCAGUGGUCUGGUCCUUAAACCUAUAUUUAGUGCAGAGGAGCUACUCGAACUGUUGGCAUUGGGAAAUUCUAAUCGAACACAACAUCCAACAGAUGCAAAUGCAGAAAGUUCGAGAUCGCAUGCUGUUUUUCAAGUUCACAUAAGAAUGACUGAUCGUAAGACGGGCACUAAACGUAUGGUAAAGUUAUCUAUGAUUGACUUGGCUGGCAGUGAACGUGCUGCCAGUACCAAAGGUAUUGGUAUUCGAUUUAAAGAGGGGGCCAGUAUAAACAAAAGUCUAUUGGCACUUGGUAAUUGCAUAAAUAAACUGGCUGAUGGAUUGAAACACAUUCCCUAUCGUGAUUCCAAUUUAACUCGAAUUCUAAAGGAUUCCUUAGGGGGCAACUGUCAGACAUUAAUGGUAGCUAAUGUGUCUAUGAGUUCCUUGACUUAUGAAGACACCUACAAUACGUUAAAGUAUGCAAGUAGAGCGAAGAAGAUUCGGACUACACUGCGUCAGAACGCACUCAAAACCAAUAUGCCAAAGGAGUUCUACGUCAAAAAAGUCAAUGAACUUAUGGAUGAGAAUGAUCGGCUCAAGAAAAACAUGGCUACACUUGAGUCGAAAAUUAGCAAGGCAUCAACAUACGAUGAUAGUGAACUGAAACCGUGGUACAUCCAAAUCGACCAAAUAUUUUUGACAAUACUACAGAUUCAAGAUCAAUAUAUUACUUUGAAGAGUCGUCUUAAGAAUCUCACGUUGAGGAGAAAACUCAAAACAGAUAUGGAGGAUUUUCGCAAAAUGCUUAACGUCGAUAGCAGGCAACAAGAGAACUUUGAUAAUUUUUCUGCGACAAUUACCAAUUUAAGUAAGGAAAUUGAUAAAUUGGAACUGGAAAUACCGUGUUGGCGACAGAAGUUACAGAGUUCAUAUAAGGAUUUAGAAAAGCUGAAACAAGAAAUUAAAUCAUCAAAACUUGCGAAUAUAUUAAUGAUAUAUGUUAAGGGGAAGAAUAUGGAAGUACAGAGCUCCAAACAGACUCUCAUAAAUAAACACAUUACCAACAUAGACACCGAGGUUGUGGUUAAUGCUCAUUGGCUGCAAAGAGCUUUUACUUUAGCUGGCGAUGUAAUCAAAAACGGAACCUUGAACGCUGAGCAAAGGUAUCACUAUGAUCAACUGCAACGACAUUUACUUGGAACAACCCUGAGCACUGUUCCUAAUAAUAUAAAUGUUGGAGAGCAGCUAAUGAAUGGUAUUCAGCCAGAGCCCAUUGAGGAAGAUGUUGAUGGAAUGUGUUCGGAAGGAAACGGGAAGAAAACUAAUGGUAGUAAACGUUUUCGAAUGGAAGAAUAUGACUUGGAUGAUUUAGAUGGCAUGAACAGCAACUCGGACCAGGAUGAUGAUGACUGUACGAAUGGCAAUGGCGGUGAGAUCGUUGAUAUGCACACAACAUUUAAAAUGCCAACCAAGAAAACUCGUGCAAAUCUCAAUGAAACUCAAGUUCUGUCAGUGGAUGCAAACGUUAAUGCUACAUUUUACAUGGCGUCGUCAGGUGCUUGCAACAGUUCCAAGAAAAAUAUGAGAAAUGGCAAAGCUUUGCCUGCAUGCAAAGGAAAUCUUGUUACAAAUGUGCUGUCAGAGCAAAUUGUUAAAGGCCCCUCUAAUUCUGAACAACUGAAGAAUGUUCUUCUUAAGUCAAAGAAAUUUACGCACAACAAUCUUUUGAAAACUGUUGCCGCUGGCGUGCAGAAAGAAAAUAUAAAGAAAUUUAGCCCUAAUCGAGUGAGGAAAAGUCCCCACACAGUGAGUAGCAGAGGCACAAAUUUGGUUAAACAGCGUAUAGCUACACGAACAAAUAACCCAACUGCAACAGACGCUCCCGUAGUAAGAAUUAACAGAGCAGCUUCGUUUCGAGUUAAAAAAUAAUAAUAGAAUACAAAAAUCUAGGAUAGUUUUAGAAUAUAGUUGGCUUUAAGAUUUUUUUAUUUUAUAAUCUAAUUAUAUUUUUAUCUGAAAAGAAUUAUUUAAUGUUUCUUUAGUUACACAUAUUUUUAAACUUAACAAUUGUAAACCCCGCCUGUACCCGGCAUUGGAUUUGAUAAAUAUUCCAAUGUCAACAACCAAUUAAAAAUGUUUGUCAUUCCAAACAAUA
Musca domestica (house fly) is the source of this 2852-nucleotide messenger RNA. RefSeq names its product kinesin-like protein KIF18A (gene Klp67A). The transcript is spliced from 6 exons. Gene Ontology annotation, molecular function: microtubule binding; microtubule motor activity; ATP binding. Gene Ontology annotation, biological process: microtubule-based movement. Bases 164 to 2626 code for a protein of 820 amino acids. NCBI's taxonomy places the organism in Eukaryota, Metazoa, Arthropoda, Insecta, Diptera, Muscidae. The record is from RefSeq and is a predicted model, not a curated record.